AUUUUGGUUGCCAGAAGAGAGAGACUUCGAAGAUGUUCGGACGGAUUGGAGGUAACACCCUUCGGUGUGCGGUGCGCCGACCAGCGGCGCGGAGGAAUCUCCUUUGCGAGCGCAGAUUCUCGGCCCAUUCCUCUCACGCCAGCCCCAGUCCAAGUAUUCCCUCGGCUGCCUCACCUCUAGGCAGCAUCACGACCGAGCUGGAUCGGAUCUCUCCUUGCUUCGAGAUCAAUGCCGAGCGGAUUGAGAUCCUAGACUCCCCCGCCAGCUUCUACAGCACUCUCAAGAACAAGAUUCUCAAUGCGAAACGACGUAUCUAUCUCUCGACCUUGUACAUCGGCAAGACUGAGCAUGAGCUUAUCGCAACCCUCGAUCAAGCCCUUCGAGAAAACCCCGAACUCAAAGUAUCCAUUCUCACAGACUGCCUUCGAGGAACUCGCGAGACACCAGAUCCCUCGUCCGCAUCGCUUCUAGCCACGCUGGUUACAAACCAUGGACCUGACCGGGUCGAUAUCCGUAUGUUUCAUACACCAAAUUUGACGGGCUUCAAGAAGAAAUGGAUUCCGCGCAGGAUCAACGAGGGGUGGGGUCUGCAACAUAUGAAGCUGUAUGGCUUCGACGAUGAGAUUAUCCUCUCGGGCGCGAACCUCUCGAAUGACUAUUUCACCAACCGCCUGGACCGAUACCACGUCUUCAGCUCGAAAGAGCUCGCUGACUACUAUGCCAGCAUCCACCAUGCAGUCUGCAGUCUUAGCUUCCAAGUGCUCCCCGACCCGCACAAUGCCGCCGGGUAUCUCUUGGAUUGGCCGAAGGCCAAUGGUGCCCCAUGCCCUCUGGACGAUCCACAGAAAUUCAUCGCCUACUCCUCGACAUUCUUAAAGCCGUUCUUUCAACCCAGCAUCGAGAGCAAGCACGCGCUCCAGCCCAAGCGUUCUACUCACGCCUACGUCUACCCGGUGGCGCAAUUCACUUCCUUGUUGAAACCAGACACCUCGACUGAAUUUCCCGCCGUCACCUCUAUUCUCCGUCUCCUCUCAACCUCUUCCGCCUUCGCCGGUGCCCGCUGGCUCUUCACAGCGGGAUACUUCAACAUCCACCCUGUUCUAUCUUCUCUCUUGAUUGCAAGCACUUCUCCGUCGCACUCCGCAUCCAGUACCCGUGGCACCGUCCUUACUGCCUCCCCAUGGGCUAAUGGCUUCUAUGGCUCGGCCGGCAUUUCCGGAAUGCUUCCCGCUGCCUAUACCCUUUUCUCCGCCAGAUUCCUUGACCAGGUAGCCUUGGCCAAGCGCACGGAUUCCGUCCAGCUCAAAGAGUGGCGUCGAGGCACCGUUGGGCAGCCUGGUGGUUGGACCUACCACGCCAAAGGCCUUUGGAUCACCCUGCCCAAGGAGGAAUAUCCCAGCUUGACAUUUGUCGGCAGCAGCAACUAUACCAAGCGCAGCUACAGUCUGGAUCUGGAGGUGGGUGCGGUUGUCGUCACGGGCAAUCAGACACUGAAACGCAGACUGGGCGCCGAGACCGAAUGGCUGCAAAAGGAUUCCAAGCCCAUCUCCCGAGAGGAUCUGCGGCGAACCGAACGGCGGGUGAGCUGGAAUGUUCGUUUGGCCAUGUGGAUUGUCGAGAAGGUGGGAGGGGCUUUUUAG
This is a messenger RNA of Aspergillus saccharolyticus JOP 1030-1, 1640 nucleotides long. Its product is annotated as CDP-diacylglycerol--glycerol-3-phosphate 3-phosphatidyltransferase. The transcript is spliced from 3 exons. Lineage: Eukaryota; Fungi; Ascomycota; Eurotiomycetes; Eurotiales; Aspergillaceae. Bases 33 to 1640 code for a protein of 535 amino acids. Gene Ontology annotation, molecular function: CDP-diacylglycerol-glycerol-3-phosphate 3-phosphatidyltransferase activity. The record is from RefSeq and is a predicted model, not a curated record. Gene Ontology annotation, biological process: cardiolipin biosynthetic process. Gene Ontology annotation, cellular component: mitochondrion.